Messenger RNA from Drosophila hydei, 10746 nucleotides. RefSeq names its product neurobeachin (gene rg). NCBI's taxonomy places the organism in Eukaryota, Metazoa, Arthropoda, Insecta, Diptera, Drosophilidae. The record is from RefSeq and is a predicted model, not a curated record. Gene Ontology annotation, biological process: intracellular protein localization. The coding region runs from base 12 to 10211 and encodes 3399 amino acids. Gene Ontology annotation, cellular component: cytosol; membrane. Gene Ontology annotation, molecular function: protein kinase binding. The transcript is spliced from 28 exons.
GUGAAUUCGAUAUGGAAUUGAAUUUUGUGAUACAGGAUGCGCAGAAUAUAAAGCAUAUGCUGGAGCUGCUGGAUCAUUGUCCGCCCAAUUUGCAGGCCGAGAUCUGGAGCGUUUUCAUAGCGAUUCUGCGAAAAAGCGUUCGCAAUCUGCAGGCCUGCACAGAUGUGGGACUUAUCGAGCACGUUCUGGUGCGCUUGCAGCGCUCCGAAACGGUUGUGGCAGAUCUGCUCAUCGAGAUGCUGGGCGUAUUGGCCAGCUAUAGCAUAACGGUCAAGGAGCUGAAGCUGCUCUUUGGCACGAUGAAGGCCAACAAUGGCAAAUGGCCGCGUCACUCGGCCAAGUUGUUGAAUGUCCUGCGACAGAUGCCGCACCGCAACGGACCCGAUGUGUUCUUCAGCUUUCCCGGCCGCAAGGGAUCGGCAAUGGUGCUGCCGCCGCUGGCCAAAUGGCCCUACGAAAAUGGAUUCACCUUUACCACCUGGUUUCGAUUAGAUCCAAUUAACUCGGUGAACAUUGAGCGAGAGAAGCCCUAUCUCUAUUGCUUCAAGACAUCGAAGGGCGUGGGCUACACGGCCCACUUCGUGGGCAACUGUCUGGUCCUCACAUCGAUGAAAGUCAAGGGCAAGGGCUUUCAGCAUUGUGUCAAAUAUGAAUUCCAGCCACGCAAGUGGUAUAUGAUUGCCAUUGUGUACAUAUACAAUCGUUGGACAAAGAGCGAAAUCAAGUGCCUCGUGAAUGGACAACUGGCGUCUUCAACUGAAAUGGCCUGGUUUGUUUCCACAAACGAUCCCUUUGACAAGUGCUACAUUGGCGCCACGCCCGAGCUGGAUGAGGAGCGCGUCUUCUGCGGGCAAAUGUCGGCGAUUUAUUUGUUCAGCGAGGCGCUGACCACGCAGCAGAUUUGUGCGAUGCACCGCCUGGGGCCGGGCUACAAGUCGCAAUUCCGCUUCGAUAACGAGUGCUAUCUGAAUCUUCCGGACAAUCACAAGCGGGUGAGUCACUUUCAACUAACAAGCAGUUUGGGUGGUGCGCUGCUGGUUGGCAGCGAUGCCGCUGCCCUCGUCGCAGCCGGCAGCAGUGGCAGCAACAGCAAUAGCAGUAGCAGCAACAACAACAGCAACAACGCCCAGCAGCUGCAGCAACAACAGCAGCAGCAGCAGUUGCAGCUGCAGUUCCAGACGCUCGCCGCCGAGCAGGAAGCGAGCGCCAUUGACUGGUCCGACGAGCGGCUCGAUUUGAGUGCGGCCUUUGUCAAAAUACGAGCAGUGCUAACUGCGCGCAAUGCAGUUGCUUUGGCAGCGCUGGCGGGCGCUGGUGCAGCACCAGCAGCAGCCGCAACAGCGACGGCAGCGGCAGCGGCAACGGCAACGGCAGCUGUUGCCGCCGCAGCAGCAAGCACGCCUGGCACGCCCAACGAUGGCAGCAACAGCCACUCCGACCAGCAACAACUAGCUAACAGCAGCAACAGCAACAACAGCAACAACAACAACAGCAACAAUAGCAACAAUCACAGUGCAGAUGAUCCGCUUGGCCAUUUGCCCACUGGAAAUGCUUCUUUUGACCAGCUGCGUCGCAUGUCCAGCUUGACCAGCCUGAGCUCCAUGGGCGUCGCCGCCGCCGCAGCCAACGCCGGCGACACUGAGGAAAUCAACCAGCUCAAAGCUGUGCUGUACGAUGGCAAACUAUCGAAUGCCAUUGUCUUCAUGUACAAUCCGGUGGCAACCGAUGGUCAACUUUGUUUGCAGUCUUCCCCCAAAGGAAAUGUUUCAUAUUUUGUACACACGCCGCACGCGCUGAUGCUGCAGGACGUCAAGGCCGUCGUCACGCAUUCCAUUCACUGCACACUCAAUUCGAUUGGCGGCAUUCAGGUGCUGUUUCCGCUCUUCUCUCAGCUGGACAUGGCGCACGAGGGCAUAAGCGAUAUCAAGCGGGAUCCGACGCUCUGUUCAAAGCUUUUGGGCUUCAUCUGCGAGCUGGUGGAGACAUCGCAGACUGUGCAACAGCACAUGAUACAGAAUCGAGGUUUCCUCGUGAUAUCCUUUAUGCUGCAGCGAUCGUCGCGCGAACACCUAACUCUGGAGGUACUCGGCUCGUUUCUCAAUCUAACCAAAUAUCUGGUCACGUGUCUCUCGGCCAACAGCGAUCUGCUGCUCAAGCAGUUGUUCUGUUUCUCGUUUCUCACGUGGCAGCUGCUCGAUCACGUGCUCUUCAAUCCGGCGCUGUGGAUCUAUACGCCAGCCAAUGUACAGGCACGCCUCUAUUCGUACCUGGCCACCGAGUUCCUCAGCGAUACUCAGAUCUACAGCAACGUGCGGCGCGUCAGCACCGUCCUGCAGACAGUGCAUACACUGAAGUAUUACUAUUGGGUUGUCAAUCCGCGUGCCAAGAGCGGCAUCAUACCAAAGGGCUUGGAUGGUCCGCGACCGGCUCAGAAGGACAUCUUGGCUAUACGCGCCUAUAUCCUGCUGUUCCUCAAGCAGCUCAUUAUGAUCGGCAAUGGCGUCAAGGAGGAUGAAUUGCAAAGCAUACUCAACUAUCUGACCACCAUGCAUGAGGACGAGAAUCUGCACGAUGUACUGCAGAUGCUCAUCUCGUUGAUGUCGGAGCACCCGAGCUCAAUGGUACCUGCAUUCGAUGUAAAGCACGGCGUGCGCAGCAUCUUCAAGCUGUUGGCCGCCGAAAGUCAAUUGAUACGCCUCCAGGCACUAAAGCUGCUCGGCUUCUUCCUCUCGCGCAGCACACACAAACGUAAGUACGAUGUCAUGUCGCCGCACAAUUUGUACACGUUAUUAGCGGAGCGUCUGCUGUUGUACGAGGAGUCAUUGUCGCUGCCCACAUACAAUGUGCUCUUCGAAAUUAUGACCGAGCACAUCUCACAGCAGAUAUUGUACACGCGCCAUCCGGAGCCAGAGGGCCAUUACCGUCUGGAAAACCCAAUGAUACUGAAGGUGGUCGCCACACUGAUACGCCAGUCGAAGCAGACCGAGUCCCUGAUCGAGGUGAAGAAGCUCUUUCUGCAGGACAUGACUCUGCUGUGCAAUAGCAAUCGCGAGAAUCGUCGCACUGUACUCCAGAUGUCCGUCUGGCAGGAGUGGCUCAUUGCCAUGGCCUACAUCCAUCCGAAGAACACCGAGGAGCAGAAGAUCAGCGACAUGGUCUACUCGCUCUUCCGCAUGCUGCUGCACCAUGCCAUCAAGCAUGAGUACGGCGGCUGGCGCGUCUGGGUGGACACUUUGGCCAUUGUCCACUCGAAGGUCUCUUAUGAGGAGUUCAAGCUGCAGUUUGCCCAGAUGUACGAGCACUAUGAGCGACAGCGCACCGACAACAUCACCGAUCCCGCCCUUCGUCAAGCCCGCCCCAUCAGCACCAUCAGCGGCUGGGAGCGCGAGGAGCUGCAACAGCAGCAGAACGGCCCGAUUGCACCUCAGCAGCAGCAGCAGCAGCAGCAACAGCAGCAGCAACAGCAGCAACAGCUGCCGGCCAUAAAGAGCGCAGUGUCCGUGGCCUCGCUGGAGGAUGUGCCACCCGUCGAGGAGGAGGCAGAGGAGCUGGAGCUGGAGAGUGUCGAUGUGGAGGCACAGGAGCUGCAGCUGAGCGAAGAUGUCGCCCCGACCCCGACCGACUCCUGCAUCUGCACUACCAACGGGCAGCCAGCCGACACGGAUCAAGCCAAGUCGCAAGAGCAGCAGGAGCCGGUCAACAAAUCGGUGAUUGCCAACAUUUCAGAUGUCUACAAUGAGCAAAUCAAAACGGACGAAGCGCUGCAAAGCGCUCCGGCGGCCACUUGCAAUGGCAGCCUCCGUCCCAGUCCGUCGGAGGAGAAACCGCAGCUCGCCGAGCAGCAGACACCAGUUGGUGGCCAGGCAGCGCUCAAGGAGACGCUGCAAAUUGGCGAGGACCUGGACGAACUGGAGCUGGCGACAGCCAAGGAUGCGCUCGACGUGGAGCAGCAUGUGGCUCAGGUGCUGCAGGCGUCGGAGGCAGCAUUGAAUGACUGCAAAAUGGUCGUAGACGAUGUCCUGCACGAGUCCUCGUCCGUGCUAAAGGACGAGGAGAUCGAGCUGGCCGUCAACGAGGUGGUGCAGGGCGUGCUCAAGAGCGAGAAGAAGACGCCAGCACAGGACAAUGUCAGUCUGCUCAACAGCAAGAAUCUGCUCAACAACAACAACAACAACAACAUCAACACUACCAGCGAGUCAGAGGAGCUGCAGCAGAAGGCGAACAAAGCGCCGGAGGCCGAAGUGAAUGCUAACGAGAUCAACAGCGAGGAGUCAACAGCAGCAACCACAACGCAGCUGGAGAAGAGAGACAGCCCAGAGGGUGCAGAUCAGGAACAGGAGUCUAACACAGCCUCAGCAGCAGCAGCAGCAAACACCAAUCAAAAGACUGAAGAUGCGGCCAACAAGCUGAACAACAACGAGAAACUGGAGCUCAGCAACAGCUCCAGCCCGAGCUCUAGCUCCAGCUCCAGCCAGAUGCCAGCAGCAGCAGCUGCAGCAGCAGCGAGUGGCGAGCAGGAGCUGAGCUCAACGCCGAGCAGCGACGAGCUCACGGAGUCCACAACAAAUGUGAUUGCAGUGACCGCAGAGCCCGAGCUGGAUGAGACGACAGAGGAUAUGGUGGCCACAGCGGUGCGCGACAUUGUUGAGCAGCUCAUCGACAAGGUAAUCGAUGCAGCCGAGGCGGAGACCAAAGCCGCAGCCGCAGCCGAAACUGAAACCGAAUCCGAAACCGUAACUGAAACCAACAACAAUGAAGUUCAAAAGGCAGCCACAAAGCUGGCAGAGGCAGAGCCCGAGCCGGCAACAGAGACGGAGACAGCCAUCGAGCCAGAUAUUGAAAAGGAUGCCGAACAGGAACAGGCAAGCGUUGCCGCCGCCGCAGAGGAGAUAGUCCACGAGGUGGUCGAAGCGGCACUCGAUCUGGCCGAGGCACAAGCUCAGCCCCAGGAAUCAGUGGAGGACCAAGUGCCAGCCAUUGUCAAUGCCGUUCUAGACACUCUAGUGGAUGAGACCGUCAAGGCUGUGGCCUCUGAGCAGACCACACAAACCUCACCAACGCCCGAAGAGCAGCCAGCGCACGUUGAGCCGCUGGCCAAGUCCGAGGAGGCUGCUCCGAUUGCGUUGCGCACGAAGCCCAACGAGGUGGACUCCACAACGCAAACAACGCCAAAGAUCGAGGCGGAUGCACACAAGGGCCUCGACGAGCUGCCCGAAGCCGAUGCCGAUGUCGAUGCCGAUGCCGACGUCGAUGCUGAUGCCGAUAUCGACGACGAUGCACAGGAUACAACCAACGCCGACGACGACGACUACGCCGUACAGCAAUCGCAGCCGGCAGCAGCCUCGUCUGCUGUCAACGCAGAAGGUGCGGUCCACAUGGAGGGCCAUCAUUAUGUUGCGGGCGCCACAGGCGGCGUCGAGGGGGGCAAACAGCAGCGCUCCAAGUCCGGCUCAACUCGUCCCAUGUUCAGUCCGGGACCGACCCGUCCGCCGUUCCGCAUACCGGAGUUCAAAUGGUCCUACAUACAUCAGCGACUGUUGAGCGAUGUCCUCUUCUCCCUGGAGACAGACAUCCAAGUGUGGCGCAGUCAUUCCACCAAGAGUGUCCUCGACUUUGUCAACUCCAGCGAGAAUGCAAUCUUUGUGGUCAACACGGUGCAUCUGAUAUCCCAGCUGGCCGACAAUCUGAUCAUUGCCUGCGGCGGACUUUUGCCGCUGCUCGCCAGCGCCACAUCCCCCAAUUCCGAGCUGGAUGUGCUGGAGCCGACACAGGGCAUGCCGCUGGAGGUGGCUGUGUCCUUUUUGCAGCGUCUGGUCAACAUGGCCGAUGUCCUGAUCUUUGCCACCUCGCUGAACUUCGGCGAACUGGAGGCCGAGAAGAACAUGUCCAGCGGCGGCAUCUUGCGCCAGUGCCUGCGCCUCGUCUGCACCUGUGCCGUGCGCAACUGCCUCGAGUGCAAGGAGCGCACACGCUACAAUGUGGGCGCCCUGGCACGCGAUGUGCCCGGCGCGGCGCAUCUGCAGGCGCUCAUACGCGGCGCUCAAGCCUCGCCGAAGAACAUUGUGGAGUCAAUCACCGGUCAAUUAUCGCCCGUCAAGGAUCCUGAGAAGCUGCUCCAGGACAUGGACGUCAAUCGCCUGCGGGCCGUCAUCUAUCGCGAUGUGGAGGAAACGAAACAAGCGCAAUUCCUAUCGCUGGCCAUCGUCUACUUUAUCUCGGUGCUGAUGGUAUCCAAAUAUCGGGACAUUUUGGAGCCACCCGCAGAGCCCCAAAUUCAACGUCAAUCCCCGGUGCUGCAGCGCAGCGCGGGCAGCGGCGGUCGUCAGAUUCAGGACAGCGACUACGAGAUCAUCGUCGUCGAUGAGAACAAUCCGUCGGUGCUCGCUGAUAACGAUUCCCACUCGAGUGGCCCGCCGUCCAUAAAGAGCGUGGACUCGGAUGUGGUGUCGCUGAACAUGAACUCGACAGAAAACGAGGUGCCCGAGGUGGAGUCGUCCAGCGACAUUUUGGCCGACGAUCACAAGCCGAACAACUCGAACGACGAGAGCUGGACGGAUGUCAAUCUGAAUGAGGACGCAGCUGUGCAGGCGGCAGCCAGUGCAGGACUCGUUGUCGGCCUCGUGGAUGCCAGCGACAGUGCCAAGCAUGAGCAGCAUCAGCAGCAGCAGCAGCAACAGCAGCAGCAGCAGCAGCAACAGGGAGUUUCCCGUCUGGGCAUGGGCGUGGGCAGUGAGCGUGGGGAUAAGCCCGAUUCGGAGAUAUCGGUGGUGCGUGUGCCGGAUGGUUAUGGUGUGGGUGGUGCAGGCGUGGCCGCUGGCGGUGCCGGCAAUGCGAACACCGUGCCCGGCACACAGCAGCAGCAGCAGCAGCAGCAGCGCACGCGACCCGAUGAGCUGCCCAUGAAGCCGCCGGCGCUGGUUGCCCAGCUGCCGCUGACGACGCCGUCGCGGGAGGCAAGCCUCACGCAGAAGCUGGAGAUAGCUCUGGGUCCUGUGUGUCCGCUGCUGCGCGAAAUAAUGGUGGACUUUGCGCCCUUCCUCUCCAAGACGCUGGUCGGAUCGCACGGCCAGGAGCUGCUGAUGGAGGGCAAGGGUCUAACCACCUUCAAGAACUCCCAUUCCGUUGUGGAGCUGGUCAUGCUGCUCUGCUCGCAGGAGUGGCAAAACAGCUUGCAGAAGCAUGCCGGCCUCGCCUUCAUUGAGCUAAUCAACGAGGGCCGCCUGCUCUCCCAUGCCAUGAAGGAUCACAUUGUGCGCGUGGCCAACGAGGCUGAGUUCAUACUGAAUCGCAUGCGCGCCGACGAUGUGCUGAAGCACGCCGACUUUGAGUCGCAGUGCGCCCAGACGCUGCUGGAGCGGCGCGAGGAGGAGCGCAUGUGCGAUCACCUGAUCACAGCCGCACGCCGUCGAGACAACGUCAUCGCCAGCCGACUAUUGGAGAAGGUGCGCAACAUCAUGUGCAAUCGCCAUGGCGCCUGGGGCGAUGCCAAUGGCAUUGGCUCCAUUACCAGCUCGCUAACAGCGACCGUUGGCCCGCUGGCGAAGGCCACCUACUGGAAGCUGGACGCCUGGGAGGAUGAUGCUCGUCGUCGCAAGCGCAUGGUGCAGAAUCCGCGUGGCUCUUCGCAUCCGCAGGCCACGCUAAAGGCGGCACUGGAGAACGGUGCACCGGAGGAUGCCAUCUUGCAGACACGCGACGAGUUCCACACGCAGAUUGCGGUGUCCCGGGCGCAUCCGUCGUCCCAGCACAACAGCGAGCUGUUGGACGAUGCCGAGCUGCUCAUUGAGGAUCGCGAACUCGAUCUGGAUCUGACCGGACCCGUCAAUAUCAGCACCAAGGCGCGUCUGAUAGCGCCGGGACUGGUGGCGCCCGGCACUGUUUCGAUUACCAGCACCGAGAUGUUCUUCGAGGUGGACGAGGAUCAUCCAGAGUUUCAUAAGAUCGAUGCCGAGGUGCUCAAGUACUGUGACCAUCUCCACGGCAAAUGGUACUUUUCCGAGGUGCGAGCCAUUUUCUCGCGUCGCUAUCUGCUGCAGAACGUGGCGCUGGAGAUCUUUUUGGCCAGCCGCACCUCCAUUCUGUUCGCCUUUCCCGAUCAGCAUACCGUCAAGAAGGUGAUCAAGGCGCUGCCACGCGUGGGCGUCGGCAUCAAGUAUGGCAUACCGCAGACUCGGCGAGCCUCGAUGAUGUCGCCCCGCCAACUGAUGCGAAACUCGAACAUGACCCAGAAAUGGCAGCGACGCGAAAUCUCCAACUUUGAGUACUUGAUGUUCCUCAACACGAUCGCCGGCCGCACAUACAACGAUCUGAACCAGUAUCCGAUCUUUCCCUGGGUGCUAACCAAUUACGAUUCGAAGGACCUGGACCUUAGCCUGCCCUCCAACUAUCGUGAUCUGUCGAAGCCGAUUGGCGCACUAAAUCCAUCGCGCCGCGCCUACUUUGAGGAGCGCUACGAGAGCUGGGACAGCGAUACGAUUCCGCCAUUCCACUACGGCACCCACUACUCGACCGCCGCCUUCACUCUCAACUGGCUGGUGCGUGUGGAGCCAUUCACGUCCAUGUUCCUGGCGCUGCAGGGUGGCAAAUUCGAUUAUCCGGAUCGACUGUUUUCGUCCGUUUCCCUAAGCUGGAAGAACUGCCAGCGCGACACGUCCGAUGUCAAGGAGCUGAUACCCGAAUGGUAUUUCCUGCCGGAGAUGUUCUACAAUGCGUCCGGCUACAGGCUGGGACAUCGCGAGGAUGGCGCCCUGGUGGAUGACAUCGAGCUACCCCCUUGGGCCAAGACCCCCGAGGAGUUUGUGCGCAUCAAUCGCAUGGCUCUCGAAUCGGAGUUCGUCUCCUGCCAGCUGCAUCAGUGGAUCGAUCUGAUAUUCGGCUACAAGCAGCGCGGACCAGAGGCGAUCCGGGCCACCAACGUGUUCUACUAUCUCACCUACGAGGGCAGCGUCGAUCUCGAUGGUGUGCUCGAUCCGGUGAUGCGCGAGGCAGUCGAAAAUCAAAUACGCAACUUUGGCCAAACGCCCAGCCAGCUGCUAAUGGAGCCGCAUCCACCGCGCAGCUCGGCCAUGCAUCUAUCGCCCAUGAUGUUCAGUGCCAUGCCCGAGGAUCUGUGCCAGAUGCUCAAGUUCUAUCAAAAUUCGCCCAUCAUACACAUCUCGGCCAACACGUAUCCGCAGCUAUCGCUGCCAUCCGUCGUCACGGUGACCGCUGGCCAUCAGUUUGCGGUGAAUCGCUGGAACUGCAACUACACCGCAUCCGUCCAGAGUCCAAGCUAUGCUGAAUCGCCGCAGUCGCCUGGCUCCAAUCAGCCGCUAACCAUUGAUCCAGUGCUGGCUGUGCAUGGCACCAACAACAACAGCCAUGCGGUGAGCCGUCGUCAUUUGGGCGAUAACUUUAGCCAAAUGCUUAAGAUUCGUUCCAAUUGCUUUGUGACCACCGUGGACAGUCGCUUUCUCAUUGCCUGCGGCUUCUGGGACAACAGUUUUCGUGUGUUUGCCACAGAGACAGCGAAAAUCGUGCAAAUCGUCUUUGGGCACUUCGGCGUCGUCACGUGCAUGGCUCGCAGCGAGUGCAACAUUACCUCGGAUUGCUACAUAGCUUCCGGUUCAGCGGAUUGCACGGUGCUGCUCUGGCACUGGAAUGCCCGCACCCAGAGCAUCGUCGGCGAGGGAGACGUGCCCACGCCACGUGCCACUCUGACGGGUCACGAGCAGGCUGUCACCUCGGUAGUCAUCAGCGCAGAGCUCGGACUAGUUGUGUCGGGUUCAACGAACGGCCCUGUCUUGAUACAUACAACUUUCGGUGACUUGCUGCGCUCGCUGGAUCCGCCCGUCGACUUCCACUCGCCGGAGCUGAUAACCAUGUCGCGCGAGGGCUUCAUAGUCAUCAACUAUGACAAAGGCAAUGUCGCGGCCUACACCAUCAAUGGCAAGAAGCUGCGCCACGAGACACACAACGACAAUCUGCAGUGCAUGCUGCUCUCGCGCGAUGGCGAGUAUCUGAUGACUGCCGGAGAUCGCGGCAUUGUCGAGGUGUGGCGCACUUUCAAUCUGGCGCCGCUCUAUGCCUUCCCCGCCUGCAAUGCGGGCAUACGCUCGCUGGCUCUCACUCACGAUCAGAAGUAUUUGCUCGCUGGCUUGUCAACUGGUUCGAUCAUUGUGUUCCACAUUGACUUCAAUCGCUGGCACCAUGAGUACCAGCAGCGCUACUAAGCCGCAGAGCGCGAGCGAGAGGCGAACGGCACGGCACGACGCGGCACGAACAGCUGAAUCAAAAGGAGAAAGAGAAACGCAGCCAGCUUGGGCAGGCAAGUGCAAUUGCAAUGGCUGCAGAGAGCGCAACGAUGUAUUUAGGUGCAGAGAUACGAGUAUUUGUUUGUUUGUUUGUAUUUUGAGUUUCGGUUUUCGAUCGAUAGACAUUUACAAUUCUAGGCUAGUAAGCAAACGAAACUAUAUAUUUUUUUUUGUCUAGUAUUACUUAACGUAUAGCAUAUAUAUAUUACUAGUACGUUGGUGUGCCAGUCACAGUCAAAACACAUUUUUUUACUAGUUAUACGGCGUCUAGUUGACUAAGUUACAGCAAUGACACAAGCGAACGGCGAACGUGAAACAAAUACAAAGCAAAUUAUUGAGAAAACACAACAAGCAAUCGGCUUAAGUUGAGUAGUUUUAAUAAGUAUGGAAAACUCUAUGAAAACAAAGUAAAUCUAAAUGACAAGUUAGUGUUUAUAAAACGCAAUUAGCAGUU